This is a messenger RNA of Orbicella faveolata, 348 nucleotides long. RefSeq names its product N(4)-(Beta-N-acetylglucosaminyl)-L-asparaginase-like. Gene Ontology annotation, biological process: protein deglycosylation. Lineage: Eukaryota; Metazoa; Cnidaria; Anthozoa; Scleractinia; Merulinidae. The record is from RefSeq and is a predicted model, not a curated record. Gene Ontology annotation, cellular component: cytoplasm; lysosome. Gene Ontology annotation, molecular function: N4-(beta-N-acetylglucosaminyl)-L-asparaginase activity.
ACAUUAGCAUGGGAAGUACUCGCAAAGGGAGGACCAUCUCUAGAUGCCAUAGAGGAAGGAGUUACAGCGUGUGAGCUGAACCAGUGCGGCACUCACAGAGUGACUGUGGGCUAUGGUGGAAGUCCUAAUGAAGCUGGAAAGACAACAUUAGAUGCUUUAAUAAUUGAUGGUGCAACACACGCUGCUGGGGAAGUGGGCUGUUUGAAGCGCGUCAAGACGGCAAUUUCUGUCGCUCGAGCUGUUCUGGAGAACACCAAGGCUACCCUUCUUGUUGGUGAAGAUGCAACACAAUUUGCCCUCCAGAUGGGAUUCAGAGAACAAGAUCUUCAUACUAACGAGUCUGUGUAA